AUGGUUGAGACGCAAGGGGGUGGUGGAGAUGGAGGUGUCGAGUUUGUGUUACAUGUGCUUCGAGGACGAUGGUUCUCACUUUUUGCCUCGUUCCUUAUUAUGUCUGGAGCAGGGGCUACUUACCUUUUCGGGGUAUACUCCCAGGAAAUAAAAAACACUCUUGGAUAUGAUCAGACAACACUUGUUCUCUUGGGUUUCUUCAAGGAUUUGGGAGCUAACGUUGGAGUUCUCUCUGGUCUAAUAGCGGAGGUAAGUCCAACAUGGUUCGUGCUGCUAGUUGGUGCGGCUAUGAACUUUACAGGCUACUUUAUGAUAUGGCUUUCUGUUAUUGGCAAGAUUUCCAAGCCAAAAGUUUGGCAAAUGUGCAUAUACAUAUGCCUUGGAGCCAAUUCUCAGAAUUUUGCAAAUACAGGAGCACUUGUAACCUCUGUUAGGAACUUCCCUGAGAGUAGAGGUAACAUGAUAGGUCUUUUAAAAGGAUUUACAGGGCUAAGUGGAGCUAUAAUGACACAACUAUAUUUGGCUGUCUAUGGAAAUGAUGCUCAAUCUCUUAUCCUCCUUAUUGCCUGGAUGCCAGCUGCAUUAUCACUCAUUUUUGUUUAUACCAUUCGACAAAUGAAAGUCGUUAGGCAACCAAAUCAGCAAACUGUUUUUUUCCACUGCUUGUUAAUAUCAAUUGUCCUCGCAUUGUUUCUUAUGGUCACCACACUUCUCGAGAAAGCAAUAUCGUUUUCUCAUGCUGCAUAUGUUGUAGCCGCCACUGUAUCUUGUGCUUUACUUUUCUCCCCUCUUUUAGUUUUCAUUAGAGAGGAGUUAGCUAUCUGGCGUCAAAUGAAACAGAAUAAUGGAGGAGUUGCAAACACAAUCGUCGAAAAUCCACCACCAACCGAAAUCCCACAGCCACAAAAAGAUCAAGUCAACUCUAAGACAUCAACAUCUUCAUGUUUUUCAAAAAUAUUCUUCGAAAAACCAGCAAGAGGCGAAGAUUAUACCAUCUUACAAGCACUUCUAAGUACUGAUAUGUUGAUUCUUUUCGUGGCAACAUUAUGUGGACUUGGAUCAAGCCUAACUGCAGUUGAUAACAUGGGUCAGAUAGGUGGUUCUCUAGGAUAUCCAAAAACUACAGUGAAAUCCUUCUUGUCACUUCUCAGCAUAUGGAAUUUUUUCGGGAGAAUUUUCUCAGGAUUCGUGUCUGAAAGCCUGCUAGUCAGGUACAAAUUUCCUCGGACACUGAUGAUGACAUUAGUCCUUCUUCUGUCAUGCAUUGGCCUACUUCUAAUUGCUUUUCCAUUCCCCAGUUCACUAUAUGUGGCGUCUAUAAUUAUCGGCUUCUCAUUUGGUGCUCAAUUGCCAUUACUUUUCACAAUAAUUUCUGAGCUGUUUGGGUUAAAGUACUAUUCAACAUUGUUCAAUUGUGGACAAUUGGCUAGCCCUCUUGGCUCAUACAUUCUGAAUGUGAAAGUUACUGGACCACUUUAUGAUAGAGAGGCAUUGAAGGAUCUAGAGAAAAAAGGUUUGACUAGAGCAUCUGUCAAGGAGCUAACUUGUAUUGGUAACCAAUGUUAUCAACUACCUUUCAUUAUCCUGGCUUGUGUCACAUUCUUUGGAGCUAUGGCCUCAUUGAUUUUGGUUGCAAGAACUAGACAGUUUUACAAAGGAGAUAUAUACAAGAAGUUUAAAGAACAACCAAAUACACCUGAUACAGAAAUGGCUUCUUCAAACACUACUAAUAAGACAAUCUGA
This is a messenger RNA of Solanum stenotomum, 1743 nucleotides long. RefSeq names its product protein NUCLEAR FUSION DEFECTIVE 4. Gene Ontology annotation, molecular function: transmembrane transporter activity. Gene Ontology annotation, biological process: transmembrane transport. The coding region runs from base 1 to 1743 and encodes 580 amino acids. The record is from RefSeq and is a predicted model, not a curated record. The transcript has a single exon. Lineage: Eukaryota; Viridiplantae; Streptophyta; Magnoliopsida; Solanales; Solanaceae. Gene Ontology annotation, cellular component: membrane.